UAUCCAGUGCUAAUAAAAAAUCUAUUGAACAAAAUAGAAUAUAUAUAAAAACUAUAACUGACAUAGUACUAUACUUAUCCCGUCAAGGGAUGGCCUUUAGAGAGCAUGACGAAAAUAUAUCAUCGAACAAUCAAGGUAAAAAUUCUAUUAAUUGUAUAAAUUUGUUUUAUAGUGUAUUAUGUUUUAUACAAUUUUAAGGAAACUUUAAAGAGGCUUGUAAACUUUUUGCAAAGUAUAAUCCUGAAUUUUUCAUCAUGCAUAAUAAAACAACUAAUUUUACAAGUUGGUAUAUUCAAAAUGAUAUUGCCAAAAUUUGUGCCACAAUAUCAGAGAUAUAAUUGUCAAUGAAAUCAAAGAAAGUAAUAUGUAUGCUAUCAUGUGUGAUGAAGCCAGGUGUUUCAAAGAAGAACAAUUGACAUUUUGUGUCUGAUAUCCGAAGGGUUUAACUGUUAAUGAAAGGUUCCUUGGAUUUAUUGAUGUAUCAGAAAGUCAAAAAGCUGAGGCUAUAGCUUCUAAAAUUUUUUAAUUUAUUGAUUCAUUAAAUUUGAAUUCGAUUCCUAUUAUUGCUCAAUCAUAUGAUGGCGCAGCUGUAAUGUCUGGAUGUAACAAUGGUCUACAGACAAAAAUAAAACAAAAGCACCCAGAAGCCAUUUAUGUACACUGCAUGGCUCACAAGCUAAACCUUGUUGUAGUUGAUACUUGUAAUUAUAUUAAGGUAACUACUAUUUUUAAAUAACAUACUUCAAAAAUAAUAAUUAUUAUACCAAAUGUAUAUGAAGUAUAUAUUGACUAUAGUAAAUAAUACUUUUGUUUUCGAAGUUGUCAGUCAAUAAUCAAUAAUUUUGAAGCAAUAAUUCAAAUUAUACUAGAAGAAAUUGACAUAAAUCAUAAUAAAAAUGUAGAUCAGGCAGUUGGUAUGCAUAAAUAUUCCAUGAAUAUUUAAUAAUUUAUUUUGUAUAGUGGGGGUUAUAAAUUAUAUAUUAGUUAAUUUUUGUAUAUUAUAUUUUCUUAUCAAAAUAUUUUGUUUUUAGGUAUUGUGUCCUCAUUACAAAAUGGACCAUUUAUUAUUUAUCUGUUGAUACUGUAUAAAGUUUUAGUUAUUAUCAAUGUGUUAAGUAAUCAACACCAGCAAAAAUCUGCUACACUUGGAAGUACUGCUACAAUAGUUCAAGGAGUUAUUAAAACAUUUGAACAUAAGCGAAGUGCAGAAGAAUUUUCCAAAUUAUGGUUAGAGAUACAAGGCUUUGGAGAUAAACAUAAAAUUUCAUUGGCUAUUCCAUUACAAGGUAUCCAUAACUGAUUAUAUUUUUUAAAUGAUUUAACUCAAGACACAAAUAUUAUUUUACAGGAUCAAAAAGGAAAAAAAACUUACCAAAUUCAUUAGAAAAUUUCCACGUAACAUCUACUAGUUUUGAUUUUACAAAUACAAAUUUUGGAAACUGUUCUGUUGAAGAAUAUUGGCUCAUUAAUGGAUAUUAUAGAGUACUAGAUAGUUUAAUUGUAAACAUGAAUGACAGAUUUUCUGAAGAAAGCUUAAAAUUAGCAGUUGCAGUUGACAAAUUGAUUAAGUUAGACUUUGAAAAUAGUAUGGAUUUUUUUGAUCACUAUUUGAAACUAACAAGGUGUUGUAAAAAAUCAUUAGAAGCAGAGAUAGUUGUAGCUAAAUCUUGCCUUUUAAAAAAAAAUGCAAACUUUGAUUUAACAGAUAUGGUUGAACUCAUUACUCCAUCAGUAUAUCCUAAUCUAUUCAAAUACCUGCAACUCGCAAUAACAAUACCAAUAAGUUCAGCAACUUGCGAACGAUCUUUUAGUGCCAUGAGAAGAGUGAAAACGUGGUUGAGGACAACUAUGGAACAGACUCGAUUUUCAAGUCUAUCAGUUUUACACAUUGAAAGGGAUUUAUCCAAUAAUAUAAAUGUAGAAGAUAUUGUAAAUGUAUUUGCCGAAAAAGAAAGACGUAUUUUAUUAAAAUAAUAAUAUAAAUAAAUAAAUAUAUAUAUAUAUAUAUAUAUAUUAAAAUUUAAUAUUUUGUACUUGUAUAUUGACAAUUAUAGUUGUGAACUGGGCGGAUAUGGGGGGGGGUAAUGUUUUUACUGAAAUUAUGGGAGAGACUUAAGUCCCCCCAAAAAAUUAAAGCUAUUUGCGCCUAUGAGGUACU
Molecule: messenger RNA, 2158 nt
Organism: Daktulosphaira vitifoliae (grape phylloxera)
Lineage: Eukaryota; Metazoa; Arthropoda; Insecta; Hemiptera; Phylloxeridae
Exons: 3
Coding region: 1507-1974 (155 amino acids)
Molecular function (GO): protein dimerization activity
Source: RefSeq, a predicted model, not a curated record